UCAGUGGCAUAUUAUGUUGUCACUAUUAUGAUAUUUUAUCAAAUUCAUUAAGCUUUUUUUUUAUUUUUUUUUAUAUUCUUUAAUGUUUGUUUUUGAAAAAUCAUGACCGAAGAAUCUCAAAAAAUCGAUCUGGAUGCCUCUGGUAGCAAACCCUCAGUUAACGAAAGUGAUGACUCUUCUAAGCUUGCUGACAAAGGAAACGUUUUAGACGAUGGAAAACUACAAACAGAUGUAGAGGUAGAAGAACGGAGUAAGAACAAUACCCACUUGGAAAAGAAAUCGUUAGAUAGCAAAGAACUAACUGAAAAGUCAGCCACUUCAUCCAUUAGUUCUUCCAAGCUUUUCAAGUCAUCCGAAAAAAAAUCGAUAGAUAGCAAAGAAAUCAUUGAAAAGUCAGCCAAGUUAUCAAUUAGUUCUUCAAAGCUUUUCAAGUCAUCAGAAAAAAAAUCAUUAGGUAGCAAAGAAAUAAUUGAGGAGUCAGCCACGUCAUCCAUUAGUUCUUCAAAGCUUUUCAAGUCAUCGGAAAAAAAAUCGAUAAAUAGCAAAGAAGUAACUGAAAAAACAGCCAAGUUAUCAAUUAGUUCUUCAAAGCUUUUCAAGUCAUCAGAAAAAAAAUCAUUAGGUAGCAAAGAAAUAAUUGAAGAGCCAGUCACGUCAUCCAUUAGUUCUUCAAAGCCUUUCAAGUCAUCGGAAAAAAAUUGGUUAAAUAGCAAAGAAGUAACUGAAGAAACAGCCAAGUCAUCAAUUAGCUCUUCCAAGCUUCUUAAGUCAUCAAUGGAUGUCCCAAGCCCAGAUCCCAAACUUAGUGAGGAGUAUGGAUUUGAUCCAACCAAAUCUAUAUCUUUAACAUUUAUGGAUCCUCCUGCUUAUGAGUUCGUUAAAAGAGGUUUGUUGGAAGAAAAAGAUGAUGAUAUUUCUGGCUUGUUUGAUAAUUUAGAUGAUCAAGAUGCAGAGCAAGAGGAGGAGAGCUUGACUGAGGAGGAGUACCAUUAUGAGGAAAAGAAACGUCCUCGUACAUCUAUUUUGUCUUAUACAUUAAAAUAUGAUUUUGAUAGGAGAUAUGACGAUUCUCUAGAUGAGCAUAGAUUCAAGGAAGCCUUAACGAUGGAAAUGAAGAUACCUUCGCUAGGAAUGGAGAUGUGGGAGGAAGAAGAAGAAGAAGAAGAAGAAAAAGAAAAGGUAGUAGAAGAAUCACUUAUUAGCGAAGAGUCAGAAUCUUCUCUUCCUAGAUCAGUCCAUGUAGAACGGUAUCAUCUCAUUGCAAAACAAUUGAAUCAAUCGAAAGUCAUUAACUUAGUUUUGGAGAGAAAACUUGCAUUGUAUUUUAGACGAAAAAAGAUGCCUUACGUUUUCAUACCAGAGGAUCUUCCAGACUUAGCGAUUAAGAGGUACAAGCGUGUUUUAGACAAUUUAGAUUAUCUUUCCACAAAUGCUACUAGACAACGAGAAAAUAUUAUAAAUGAACUUAGCCGACUGAAACAUACGAAAAGGGAGAAAACCAUUCAUCUGGAUCAGAUGUUUUCCGAUCUUCAGGCGCGAGAAAAAGAAGUUGCACAUGGUUUGAUUAAUACGAAAAACGGAACGGAAAUGACAGAUGAGUAUGUUGAGCACCAACUCCAUCGCCAGCAGAAAAAUAUGGAAGAAAAGUAUAAAUUGAUGGUAAAAUGGAUUCGCUUAACGAAAAUGGUCAAUGAAAAAGAACAAGCAAUAAAAGCUGUAGACAAAGUAGAUGAAGGUCAUUACUUAACCAACUUUGACAAACUAAAAUCGGAAAAUAGAUUGCGGGCAGAUAAAAUUGAAGAGCAAGAAAGAGAGUUGAUGAAGUAUCGAAAGAAGUCUGAAGAAACCGUUCAGAUUUUAGCUCAUAUUCGAGAAAAAAUAAGCGCGUUACGUUCCGAUAUUCAAGACGCCAUUGAAGAAGACGCCUUCUUGCAAAGAAAUAGAGACGUAGCACGGAGUAGCCUUAAUGACACAAAAAUUGAAAGAGACCGGUAUAAACGGUUAACAAAAAAUUUGGAGGAAGAGUCCGGUUUGUUGUCACAUCCCCAUUUGGUGCAAGAUAUGAAAGAGUCCGAGAAAGAAUUCGAGGAGAAAAAGAGGCUAUUAAAAGAUUUGAGGGAUGGAUACAGAUUGAGCAUGAAACAGACAAAAAAUAUUAGAAAAUUGUUGGAGAAACGGGAGGAACUUUUAGCAGCAAGGGGAUCAAGAUUGAUAACUAAGAGUAGCAAGAGAAAAUUUGCUUUGCAUAAUGCCUCGUUUUAUCGGCAACCAGGAUUUUUUAAACCUACCCUUCCCUCAACCAUUCUGAGGGAUGUUUUAACAGACUUCCAAAUUAACGUCACCAAAAUUGAGUACCCAGCAGAUUCUUCGGUUAAAAGUACUAAACUCCAUCCAUAUAAAGGGGUCAAAUAUUAUUCAGCUAAAAAUAGGUAUAUAACUAGCAAAGGGGUCAAGAAUUGACUGAUAAAAUCUUUUAUAAUAAAAUUGUAUUUUAGUAUGA
Molecule: messenger RNA, 2500 nt
Organism: Diabrotica virgifera virgifera (western corn rootworm)
Lineage: Eukaryota; Metazoa; Arthropoda; Insecta; Coleoptera; Chrysomelidae
Product: coiled-coil domain-containing protein 96-like
Exons: 7
Coding region: 103-2460 (785 amino acids)
Biological process (GO): cilium assembly
Cellular component (GO): axoneme; ciliary basal body
Source: RefSeq, a predicted model, not a curated record